AUGAUGCUUCGGCAGCUUUUCCGAGGACCAGUCCCACUGACUUUGCUCAGGCGGAGCCUCGCUUCGGCAGCACCCGCAUCCAGCGAUCCUGUUAACAAAGAGGCUCUGAUGAAAUUGCGUAAACGCACGGGUUACAGCUACGUGAACUGUCGAAAAGCGCUGGUGAAGUUUGGAGCCGACAAUAUUGCAGAGGCGGAGAAAUGGCUUCGCGAACGAGCACAGAGCGAGGGAUGGGCCAAAGCCGCCAAGUAA
Molecule: messenger RNA, 252 nt
Organism: Cooperia oncophora
Lineage: Eukaryota; Metazoa; Nematoda; Chromadorea; Rhabditida; Trichostrongylidae
Source: the annotation of a GenBank genome assembly